Plectropomus leopardus (leopard coralgrouper) is the source of this 1371-nucleotide messenger RNA. NCBI's taxonomy places the organism in Eukaryota, Metazoa, Chordata, Actinopteri, Perciformes, Serranidae. The record is from RefSeq and is a predicted model, not a curated record.
ACAUUGCCGGCAGCUUACUUGUGAUAGCCUACGUUUCUUGUGUUUUCGGCGCUGCAGAAGCUUUUGGAGCGUCAUUCUUAUGAAUUACACACAGAGCAGGAGGCGUCUCUUUACAUUUAGUUGUAUUAUCUGUGUUGAGAGGACGAUGCCUUUGAGGACCGGACUUUUUCUCCUGAUGGUGCUGAACGCAUCUGCAUAUGAACUGGAUCAAAACGAGUCUUAUUCGCCCAGGAGAACACGCUUUUCUGCCAAUAGCCCUUCAGAUGUGGCACGCUGUCUCAACAGUGCCCUCCAAGUUGGCUGUGGAGCCUUCGCCUGCCUGGAAAACUCAACUUGUGACACAGAUGGCAUGCAUGACAUCUGCAAGUCCUUCCUUUACAGUGCUGCUAAAUUUGACACUCAGGGUAAAGCAUUUGUGAAGGAGAGCCUUAAGUGCAUUGCCAAUGGCAUCACCGCGAAGGCAUUCCCCACCAUCCGCCGCUGCUCCACCUUCCAAAGAAUGAUAUCUGAAGUCCAAGAGGAGUGUUACAGCAAGCUGGACAUCUGCACUGUGGCCCGAUCGAAUCCAGAUGCUAUUGGCGAAGUGGCACAGCUACCAAGUCACUUCCCCAAUAGGUUUUACGGUAAGCUGCUACAGAGCCUCAUGGACUGUGAUGAGGACACAGUGGACCGCGUUAGGACCAGCAUGGUGUCGCGGCUAGGCCCAGAGAUGACCAUGCUUAUUCAGCUGCUGCAGAACAAGCCCUGCCCAUCCACUGCUGUGGCUGCAGCUGCCGCCAUCCCAACUGGAGUGGAGGGCCGUGGGAGUUGGCGCUGGUCCAUGGGUCCCCAUAUGUACAAGAUCCAGCCUAAUCUGCGAAACAGAGACUCUGCCAGUCAUUUUGGCAAAAAACGCUCGGCCAGUGACAGCUCCUAACUUCCACUCAGAUUCAGAAACUCCACACUCCUCAAAACAUCAUGAAAGCUCCUCUAUUCCCUAGGGGUGAUAGAAAUCCACUCCUCCGCUAGACUGGAAGUUACAGAAAUAUGCACCUCUAGGGAAUGCCGGAACGCCCAUAGAGUUGAUAUCAGAGUUUGAUUGUUGUUCUAUUGUAUAUCCUACACUUUAGGCUUGAGAGAAACCCCCUUUCCAUCGAGUCCGCUCACAGUUAGUGUUGAACAUGUGGCUGUUGCAUCUGUGCGACAUGGUCCUGUUCACUCCUCGUCACCUCCUCCAACAGAGAUGAAUCCUUAAGAAGAUGCCAAGCAAAAAAAAAAGUUUAAAAAAAACAAAACAAAAAAAAACAGCCAUAGUGGUUCGCACCUCUAGAGCACAAGUUCAUACUUUAAAAGACAAAUCUCAUAAUCUCGAUAUUCGUUCAUGAAUAGAAA